Messenger RNA from Candidozyma pseudohaemuli, 1101 nucleotides. Its product is annotated as nucleoside transmembrane transporter. The record is from RefSeq and is a predicted model, not a curated record. Gene Ontology annotation, biological process: nucleoside transmembrane transport. Gene Ontology annotation, cellular component: plasma membrane; fungal-type vacuole membrane. NCBI's taxonomy places the organism in Eukaryota, Fungi, Ascomycota, Pichiomycetes, Serinales, Metschnikowiaceae. Gene Ontology annotation, molecular function: nucleobase transmembrane transporter activity; nicotinamide riboside transmembrane transporter activity. The coding region runs from base 1 to 1101 and encodes 366 amino acids. The transcript has a single exon.
AUGUCGGUGUCAACAAUCACCACGAUGUUGUUCUCCUACUACUUGUCGCAGAAGCAGGAAGGCGUGAACUACCAUAAACGUAUUUUCGUCGGCAUGAUCGUGACGGUGGCGAUCUUUGCGUUUUUGGCGUUGACGUGUUUUGCCGACUUCUUCAUCUUCAUGAAAGAUUACACGUUUUUUGCCCUCCUCAUGCUCACGGUCUUGCUCAGUGCCAUGGCCUCCAGUUUGGCCCAAAACGGCGCCUUGGCCUCGGCAAACGUACUUGGAAGCAUAUACACCAACGGUGUAAUGGUCGGACAGGCCAUCGCCGGUGCCCUCCCGCCACUUGCCCUCAUUUGCUCCAUCUUGUUAACUGGCAAGGACAAACUAGAGGAGACACACCCACACAAGGCUCGGAACGCAGGGCUUACCUUGUACUUUUUGAGCGCGUGUCUCGUGGCUUUUCUCGCUGUUUUCAUGCUUGGGUUGGCCAAUCGCUAUAAAAAUGCCCACGCUUACGUUGCAGUGGAAGAAGGCGAGGACGAAGAACCCAUCAACAUCACGCCAAAAAAGCACGUGCCCUUCGGCUUGUUGUGGCAAAAGCUCAAGCUCAUUGUGAUGACGAUUUUCCUCACCUUCUGCAUCACCUUGGUGUUCCCUGUUUUCGCAUCCACCGUGACAUCAGUUCGGGAGAACUCCGAGAACCUCUUUUUCAAAAAAAGCAUCUACAUCCCCGUCGUCUUCCUCAUCUGGAACAUCGGAGAUCUCGCCGGCCGUGUGCUUUGCGGCAUGGCCAAUUCGGCCUUCCUCGUAAAAAACCCGAACCGCUUGAUAGUCUACGCUGUGGCCCGAGUGGUCUUCAUCCCGUUGUUUUUGACUUGCAACAUCCACCCCGGGAGCUCUGCGCCGUUCAUAUCGUCGGACUUCUGGUACAUAUUGCUACAAUUUCUUUUUGGCCUCUCCAAUGGCCAAUUGUGCACCUCGUGCUUCAUGGUUAUUGGUGACAACUGCUCGACCAACGAGGAGAAGGAAGCAGCGGGCGGCUUCGCCACGGUGUUUUUAACCUUUGGCCUUGCAGUCGGCAGCGUUCUCAGUUACCUUUUGAUCCCCAUCGUCGGCUAA